Ascoidea rubescens DSM 1968 is the source of this 2519-nucleotide messenger RNA. RefSeq names its product HSP90-domain-containing protein. Gene Ontology annotation, cellular component: perinuclear region of cytoplasm; protein-containing complex; plasma membrane. Lineage: Eukaryota; Fungi; Ascomycota; Saccharomycetes; Ascoideales; Ascoideaceae. The record is from RefSeq and is a predicted model, not a curated record. The coding region runs from base 1 to 2112 and encodes 703 amino acids. The transcript has a single exon. Gene Ontology annotation, biological process: cellular response to heat; protein folding; protein stabilization. Gene Ontology annotation, molecular function: ATP-dependent protein folding chaperone; ATP binding; ATP hydrolysis activity.
AUGUCUUCUCCUAAAACUGAAAACUAUGCUUUCCAAGCUGAAAUUAAUCAGCUUAUGUCCCUUAUUAUCAACACUGUUUACUCAAACAAAGAAAUCUUCUUGAGAGAAUUGAUCUCUAACGGUUCCGAUGCUUUGGACAAAAUUCGUUACAAGGGUCUAAGUGCCCCCCAAGAACUAGAAUCUGAACCAGAACUCUUUGUUAGAAUCACUCCACACCCAGAUCAAAAGAUCUUGGAAAUCAGAGAUUCCGGUGUCGGUAUGACCAAAGCUGAAUUGGUCAACAACUUGGGUACAAUUGCUAAAUCUGGUACCAAGGCCUUUAUGGAAGCCUUGUCCGCUGGUGCUGAUGUCACCAUGAUCGGUCAAUUUGGUGUUGGUUUCUACUCUCUAUUCUUGGUUGCUGAUAGAGUCCAAGUCAUUUCAAAAUCAAAUGAUGAUGAACAAUAUAUCUGGGAAUCCAAGGCUGGUGGUACCUUCACCGUCACUCUCGACGAAACAAACGAAAGAAUCAACAGAGGUACUGUCAUCAGAUUAUUCCUCAAAGAUGAUCAAUUGGAAUACUUGGAAGAAAAAAGAAUCAAAGAGGUCGUCAAACGUCACUCAGAAUUUGUUUCUUAUCCAAUCCAAUUAGUCGUCACCAAAGAAGUCGAAAAAGAUGUUCCUGUUGAAGAAGAACCAAAAGUCGAAGAAGCUGACGAUGAAAAGAAACCAAAAUUAGAAGAAGUUAAAGAUGAUGAAGAAGAAGAAAAACCAAAGACUAAAAAAGUCAAGGAAACUGUCACAGAAACCGAAGAAUUAAACAAAACAAAACCUUUAUGGACCAGAAAUCCAUCCGAUGUCUCUCAAGAUGAAUACAACGCUUUCUACAAAUCAAUUUCCAAUGACUGGGAAGAUCCUUUAGCUGUUAAACACUUUUCCGUUGAAGGUCAAUUGGAAUUCAGAGCCAUUCUUUUUAUCCCCAAGAGAGCUCCUUUUGAUUUAUUCGAAUCAAAAAAAAAGAAAACUAACAUCAAAUUAUACGUUCGUCGUGUUUUUAUCACAGAUGAAGCUGAAGAAUUAAUCCCUGAAUGGUUAGGCUUCGUCAAGGGUGUUGUUGACUCUGAAGAUUUACCAUUAAACUUAUCAAGAGAAAUGUUGCAACAAAACAAAAUCUUAAAAGUUAUUAGAAAGAACAUUAUCAAGAAAUUAAUCGAAACUUUCAAUGAAAUCGCUGAAGACACUGAACAAUUUGACAAAUUCUACUCUGCUUUCUCUAAAAAUCUUAAAUUGGGUAUCCACGAAGACUCCACCAACAGAAACGCUUUGGCUAAAUUGUUAAGAUACAACUCCACGAAAUCAACUGAUGAAUUAACCUCAUUAUCUGACUACGUUACUAGAAUGCCCGAGCACCAAAAGAACAUCUACUUUAUCACUGGUGAAUCCACAAAAGCUGUUGAAAAAUCUCCCUUCUUAGAUGCCUUGAAAGCUAAAAACUUUGAAGUUCUCUUUUUAGUUGACCCAAUUGAUGAAUAUGCCAUGACUCAAUUAAAAGAAUUUGAAGACAAAAAAUUAGUUGACAUUACUAAAGAUUUCGAAUUGGAAGAAACUGAUGAAGAAAAAGCUGAAAGAGAAAAAGAAAUUAAAGAAUUCGAACCUUUAGCCAAAGCCAUUAAAGACAUUCUCGGCGAACAAGUUGAAAAGGUUGUUGUUUCUCACAAAUUAGUUGAUGCUCCAGCUGCUAUCAGAACCGGUCAAUUUGGUUGGUCUGCUAAUAUGGAAAGAAUCAUGAAAGCUCAAGCCUUGAGAGACACUUCAAUGUCAACCUAUAUGGCUUCAAAGAAAAUCUUUGAAAUCUCUCCAAAAUCUCCUAUCAUCAAAGAAUUAAAAGUCAAAUUAACCAAAGAAGGUUCCGACAAUGCUGCCUUGAAAGACUUGACUACUCUAUUAUACGAAACCGCCUUAUUAACUUCGGGUUUCACUUUAGAAGAACCAAGCUCAUUUGCCUCCAGAAUUAACAGAUUGAUUUCUUUAGGUUUGAACAUCGAUGAAGAAGAACCAGAAACCGUUGCUCCAGCUGCCACCCCUGCUGCCAAAGAAGAUGUUGCUGAAUCCGCUAUGGAAGAAGUUGAUUAAACAAUCCACCACUUUCCCGAACUAGUAAACUUAGAUAUUAUAUAAUAUUGUUUUUUUAAAGCAAACCAAUUUUUAUUUACUUAUUCUUUCAAUUUUUAAUUUUUGUGUAUAAUUUAAUAAAUUUUGAUAACAAAGGAAAAAACCAGGUCAAUUGUAUUCUUUACAAGUAUCUCUUGAUUUAUUGCUGUUUGUUUUUUCUCAUUUUCUAGUUUCUAUUGGUAUAAAGGCCUCUAAUACUGUAUUGUUAAUAAGAGCGAUUGUAUCUUCAGCUUGAUCUCUCACCAAUAAAUCACCAUCUGUAUCUUUGAUGUAUUUCAAAACUUUCAAUACCUUCUUUCCAUAUCCCUUGGGAACACCUAUCAAUCCUCCAGGCCCUGAAAUCAAAUCACUUACUAGAACAAUAGCAG